Trichomycterus rosablanca is the source of this 2633-nucleotide messenger RNA. RefSeq names its product divergent protein kinase domain 1C (gene dipk1c). The transcript is spliced from 4 exons. Bases 401 to 1762 code for a protein of 453 amino acids. The record is from RefSeq and is a predicted model, not a curated record. NCBI's taxonomy places the organism in Eukaryota, Metazoa, Chordata, Actinopteri, Siluriformes, Trichomycteridae.
GUGAGAUAGAAACAGUGCAGAGAAUAGCAUAGUUAUUUUCUCUAAAACUAAUGGGAGAAGAAAAUGGGAAUAAAAACAGAAGCCGUUACAGAAGGUCUGAUUCCAAAUGAACUCUCCAUGGCACUGCCAGUCAUUAGAAAGUGUGCAAACAAGCCUGAUUUGAUCCAGGUUUGAUCCAGACUUGAACCUACUGAAGAAGGUCUCCAGGAAGCAUGGCAAACCUACAAGCUGAGAGGAAGCUCAGCAAAGAAUCUACUCACCUACAACUCCAACAGGAGGGGCACCAGUACUCCAACUUUUUACCACACUACCAACACAGAUGCUUGCAGGAAAAGGAUUGAAUGUGACAGGAAGCUGAAGUGGGCACAGCAGGGCAGGCAAAGCUCUCAACGCGUGCCCAAUGUUUCGGACCGCAUGCAGAUUGGCCAGCUUGGGCCGCAGUUUGGGCUGCAGUUUCGGAUGGCGGAGGGCUAAAGUGUGGCGCAGGACUGCUGUACUCUUUCUCCUGCUCUGGUUCGCCUCAUGGCUCUUCCUCAGUGGCCUGCUCUUCGUGCACACCACCAUGUUCUCUGACUUCUGCACUGACGACAAGAGCAAAAGGAUUCUCCAAAGAGUGUGUGAAGAAUACCAACAAGGGCUACUAACAGGUGACCUAUGCGAAGACCUUUGUGUGAGCGGCCAGGUGGAAUACAAACGCUGCCUCUACUAUGAGAAUGGAAAGAAGGUCAUGGCGGCCAGCUGGCGAGGCACGCCUGUUGUUCUUAAAUCCAAGCUUGAAAACUUUUCCUCCUAUGAGGUUUUGGGACUGCUGGAGUACCAGGACAUAGCAGGUGAUGUGGGGGCUGAAGAGGAGCUUUCACCCCUAGAUGUGGUCUUCUAUGCCACAUUGCAGAUUAAAAACUUGCUGGGCCUGGAGGCUGGGAGUAACCUGACCCUGCCGAGGCUCUGGGGCCAAAAACUGAAAGAAAAGUCGCAGGUGUACUCACGAGCUGAGCUGGCCUCACUCUGGGCUCUGCUGCAGCAGGAGGAAUACACCUUUCUCCGGGUGAUGCAGGACUUGACGGACCACGUGGCAAAGGUGCUGGGUUCCUGCGGUCAUUUUUACGCAGUGGAAUACCUUGCAGCCGGACGGGCAUGGGACCAGAAUAUUUUCUCGCUGGAGGAACUCUUUCCAAGCAUCUCUCAGAGUGGACUGAAAAGGACAGUAACAGAGAUGGACAUGGUGCCCCGUGUUGCUCUCAGCUUCUUGGACAUGGUAGGGCGCUUUGAGAGUGACUUUUCUCAUCACUUACACCUUUGUGAUAUCAAGCCAGAGAACUUCGCCAUUAGGAAGGACCUGACUGUGGCAGCUAUAGAUGUGGACAUGGCCUUUUUUGAGCCCAAAAUGCGGGACAUUCUGGAGCAGAACUGCACCAACGACAGUGACUGCAAUUUUUUUGACUGCGUCUCUCAAUGUGAUACAACCAGAAAGAAAUGUGGAUCUAAACGCAAAAACAGCAACCUUCAGGUGAUCUGUGAGAAGAUCUUCUGCACAUGGUUCUCUCCCACGCUCCUGGGGGAUAAAGCAGGGCAUCCUCUUCAGGUGGAGCUUCAGAAGGCAGUGCAGGACUGUGCAGAGACAGAGGGAGGAGAGGACGCAGAGCUCAGCCGGACCAUUAGGCUUCGACUUCAGAGCCUCCUCACGCAGCUCAUUCAGGAGAAUUUGGAUAAUCAAAAGCAAACACACUCAAGACAACACGUCCAUACAGCACUUAAUUUCUAAAACCCUUUUAUUACUUGGAUUUCACACUUAUGUUCCAGACCCAAGUCUGCCUGGACACUAAGUUUGUUAUGUUUCAAGGUGUAAAUGCUUGGGUGUAGUUUCAGGGUUAGUUACAAUAUGUAGUCUGUCUAAAAUAGGGGUCUGGGUUCAGUUUAACUGAGCUUGAGUGCUGAUCAUACCAUGUGUAAAAGCAUUUUAUUUCUAAAAUAGUAAAAUGCUAUCAUGUGUGAUAACAGUUUAAUAUUGUAACAUUUACACUGGUGAAAAAAGGACACUGUGAUCUUCAGAUAAAUUAAAUGACUUUCACCUACAUAGCUGAUCAGUGGCAGCCAAAAGUAAAAAAAAAAAAAAAAAAAAACACUAUGUGUGCUGGGGUGGAGCUCUUGAAUAUAAAUCGAACAGCAGGGCACCCACACAGACACACAUGGUAUGGACUAUAAAAUGCUUCCACAAACAGUACGUUCUGUGUUUGAGAAAGGUAAUGGUUAAAUGGGUUCUGCAUUGUCGCUGCAAGUGUGGCCCAUGCUGGCUAGUCUAGGUGGCUGCAUGAGAGAGUUAGAAGAGUUGAUUUACUGAGAGUCGUGCAUGACUCUCCAUCCUCAGUAUCGGUCUCUGUGAGACCUUAUCUCUGGAAAGUGAUGUGUCAGAGGGGGCACAUGAUCUGUGGCUCUGCUCUUUUAGGGUAAGGGUAUUUAAGGUGGAAGUUACAAUUGGGGAAUUUUAUGUGACUACAUUGAAAGAAAAGGGGAAAAUGCAAAAAUAUAGUGCAAAAAAAAUCUCUAAAUAAAUGCUCAGUUUUGACUUGACCUGAUACUAGAAAACUGUACCUUGUAAAUUUUAUUAUGCAAGAUUUCCCAUACAGGAAACAGGA